UCAUCCCCCAAGUUUCCAGAAAGUAAGCCCCAUCAGAAAAGCUUAGCAAAAUGUCCACCAGCCGCCGCUUGGCCAAACGCUCAAUCAUUGGCACCAAGGUGUGCGCACCUGGCCACGACGGCCUCUGGUACUCGGGCGUCAUACAGGAUGUUAAGACGCCCACGUCUAUGUCCGCCACGCCCGAGCCGAUGCCGCCGCCCACCUUUCUGGCGCCAGGCGAUGCCCAGCUAAAUGCCGAUACUCGCUAUAUAGUGCGCUUUGAUUUUAAGACCCAAUCGCUAUCAGCCGCGUCUGCUAACGCGUCCGUGUCCUCGUCCUCGUCCUCGUCGUCGUCCACGUCCCCGGAAUCGGUUAUUGUGGAGACGCGUCGCGCCGCUGCCGCUGCUGCUGCCGCCGCUAACGUGCACAUCAGUCCGGCUCAGGCAUUGCGCCGCAAUGCCAUGAUCAAGGAGUUUCGCGAAUCGGAUCUCAUCGGACCCGGCUUUCGAUCCAUCAUGAGCAUUCGCUUAAAGCCCGGCCAGCGCAUCUUUCUCACCUACAAUGGACGCGAGCAGAGCGGCGAUGUGGUCUACCAUGAUGUCGCCAAAGACGAGGUGUUGGUCAAGAUAACCACAGUUGGAAAUGAGGAACCCAUCGAGCUGAAGAAGCGUCUGGAGGAAGUGCGUCUGCUGGAGUCUCGGCGCUCCGCUCGUCUGGCCGAUCAGGAUCGGGACACGGACUUUGCUCGACUGGCCGACAUGGGAGGCGAUCGUCGCCGUACCACACACAGUAUUGAUGUGCCAUUGCCGCUGACGCCGCCGAACAACUCACGGAAGCGUCCGCCAAGCGACACUUACGAUUGCAACAGCGAUCAAUGCAAAGGUGACGAGAUGAACGAAUGCAAUGCAGCAUUGAUUUUAAUGAAUCUACACAACUCGCCGAAUACAGUUCCAGAUAAAUGGCUGGGCUCCAGUCCGGGCAGCAGCUCGUCGGCCUCCUGGAGCUCCGGCUCGGCCUCGCCGCCGCUGAGCGAUGAUGGAAAUGUGCUGCACGGCCACAUCAUAUUGUCGCCGCAUGACGCGGCCAAUGCAUCGGCCAAUGCACGUAUACGCACAACCUCGGUAUCCACCUCGGACGAGGGCAUUGUCAUCGACUUCAAGGAGGAGCGCAAGAAGAAGGUGAGUGGUUGCCACACCGCAUUGGCACACUGCUCGGCAUCCCGACACUGCCAAUUGCCAAAUGCCUCGAAGAAAUUCCGUUGCACCUGGAAGGGAUGCGGCAUUGUGGAGCUCACACAAGUGAAAAUUGAGCGGCACGUGAGGGACAAACAUUUGGGCAAAAAAGCCAGACGCUCCGGCGAAUAUGAUUCCUGCAGUGAGAAUGAGCACGAAGAGGAAUUCUAUUACACAGAAGACGAAUACGAUGACGAAUUGGUCAAAACGCCUAGUCCUGCAUCUCCACCCACGCUCAGCCACCGGGACAUGGCACGUCCACCGCACGAGGAUCCAGAAUACCAAAGACAGAUCGUUGGCAACUUCAAACAAGGACGCGCUAUGAAUAGCUAUCCCCACCUCACACAGCAACAGGCACGUCAGCAACAUCACAGCAGCAGCAGCAACAACAGCAAUGGCCACAUCACAAACAUCCAGCAGCUGCAGAGCAACAACACUAGCUGCAUACCAACAUCGCCGCUGGCGCAUCACAAUUACACUUGGCCAUCCAAUGGUGCGAUCACAGUGAGCGCAUCCUCGACGAACCACCACCACCACCACAGCAGCAACACCGGCAGCGGUAGCAGCAGCAGCAACAGCAACUCGGCGAUACUCAGCAAACACGCACGCCCAUCGUCGUCGCGUCCGUCCCACUCGACAGCGCCAUAUCCAUCGCCGACCUACGCCCAUCAUCACCAUCACAAUUACAGCAAUAGCAGCAUUGGCAGCGGCGCCAGUAACAGCAGCAGCGGCAGCAGCAACACCAGCAGUAGCAACAGCAGUCCGGUCAUACACAGCAACAGCAGUGCCAACAAUAUGUUGCAGCAAUUAUCGCAGCAGAAUGUCACGGUGACGGCGCAUCAUAACCACAAUAGCAGUGGUCAGCACCACCAGCAACAACACCACCUGUCUAGCGUGACAAUCACGCCCAACUACCAUCCGCCGCAGCAGCAGCAGCAUCACCACCAACAGCAGCAGCAACAGCAGCAUCAGCAGCAACAGCAGCAACAGCAGCAACAACAGCAGCAGCAGCAUUUGCGCGGCCAGCAACAGACAACUGCCAGCAACAAUCUGGUUGCCAAUUCCGGCCAGCACAUGCAGCUCCAGCAUGUGGCCGUGCAACAAGUCGUGACCGCAGCCAGGAACACGUCCAACUCACCGAACCGACGCACACGCGGCGAGAACAAGAAAUGCCGCAAGGUAUAUGGCAUGGAGCGUCGCGAAUUAUGGUGCACUCAAUGCCGAUGGAAGAAGGCUUGCAGUCGCUUUGGCGACUGAAAGCGACAGAAAGCGUCGACGGAAGCGGCUCAGGCCCAGGCGUCGGCGAUACUGCGGCAAGGCGAAAUAUUUAAAGCAGGAGCAACGGCAACGGCAACAUCAACAGCAAUGGCAACAGCAACAGCCAC
Molecule: messenger RNA, 2596 nt
Organism: Drosophila hydei
Lineage: Eukaryota; Metazoa; Arthropoda; Insecta; Diptera; Drosophilidae
Gene: Glut4EF
Product: zinc finger protein 395
Exons: 8
Coding region: 51-2468 (805 amino acids)
Biological process (GO): regulation of transcription by RNA polymerase II
Cellular component (GO): nucleus
Molecular function (GO): DNA-binding transcription factor activity; RNA polymerase II cis-regulatory region sequence-specific DNA binding
Source: RefSeq, a predicted model, not a curated record